AUGAAUUUUGAAGAAUCAUUAAAAUUAAUUUCAAUGCUACGUCAAAAUCAUCAGAAAGAAGAUGCUUUAGAUUAUUUUAAAAAUAUUAAUAUUUCUGUAUUACCUUUACAUAAUACAAAAGUUUUACUAAUUUAUGUUCAUUAUUUAUCAAACUUUGCUAUUUCAAUGUCCUUAAAUUUAAUCCCUUAUUUAAAAAAAAAAAGUUUAUGGAAAACUGUAAGAAACCUUCUUAAUAAAAUAUUUGAUACUCUUGAUAAUGUUGAGAAUUAUGAAGAAAAGUUUAAUAUUCUUCUUAUGAUUUGUAAUAUUUGUUCUUUUUACAAAGAAUUUGAUGAUGACUUACUUGUUGAAUCAUGUUAUGAGUAUGGGUAUAUGUUAAAAAGAGACAUUGAAAAUUCACAAAAUAAUAACUUAUACUCAAAACAACGAAAAAAUGAAUUAUUAGAAUAUUUUGACAAUAUUGAAUAUACAUUUAUUAUAAGAAAUCAAAAACAUGAUGAAAGUAAAAUUGAAUCAAUAGAAAAAAAUUCAAACAAUUUAACACUUUCAAAAAGUAAAACAUUAUCAUUUGGUGGAUUAAAAGAAGAUCCACCAUUAUGGAUAAAUGGGUCAAUUGACCAGGCAAUUGUACAAAAAAAAAUUCAUAACAAAAGAUUACUUAGAAGAAAUACCUUAAUAAAUGUUGAUAUGUUUAAUGAUCCAUCUGCUCCAGCUGUUCAAUUGAUAAAAAAAAGAGUUCAGGAGAUAGAAAAAGAUAUGGAUGAUUAUGAAACAACUUCAAAUAAUGAUAUUUCUUUUUAUGAUAAUAUUGAUCAAACAAAUGACAAUUUUUUAAUAAAUUACAAAGAUAUUGAUAUUAAAGAAUGUGUAAAUGAUAUGAUAAAUCAAAUUGUCAAACUUGAAGAUAAUCCUAACUUUUAUGAAGAUAACAAUAAUAUUAGUAACAAAAAAUCUUUUUUAUUACAAAAUUUUAGACAAAUGGCUAUUGACGAUUCAUCAAAUUGUUCAUCUCCCCAUGAAUUUUAUAAAACUGAUCUUCCAAUACUAUCUGAUUCAUUUAUUGAUACAUUGUCCAAAAAUGCUGCUUCUUCAAAAAGACGUUCAAAAGUUACUAUUUUACCAGAUACUUACCACAAAUAA
Molecule: messenger RNA, 1140 nt
Organism: Strongyloides ratti
Lineage: Eukaryota; Metazoa; Nematoda; Chromadorea; Rhabditida; Strongyloididae
Exons: 2
Coding region: 1-1140 (379 amino acids)
Source: RefSeq, a predicted model, not a curated record